AAAUGAUUUUAUUUAAGACUAAAGAUAUUUUACAUAGAAUCGUAUAUUUCUAAAUAUAUUUAAAUCGCAUAUUGUCACGUUUAUCUUUAAAAGAAUUUUACGUGACAUGACAAUUGAAUCAAUUCCGUGUUUACAAAUUAUGCAUCAAUCAGCAUAAAAUUGUUAUACGAUUAUAACAAGUUGUGUGCGUAAAAGUUCACGUUUCAUAUAAAUUCCAUUUACAUAAGAUAGGGAAACAAUAACAAGCAUGUAUGAAAUAAAACUUUUCUCUUCGAUACAAAACUAAAUGUUUCAUUAUAUAUCGAAGGCUUGAGUGUAUCAUCUUGCAGAAAUCGUAUCUUUACGUGAAAGUUAAAUCAAAUUACAUCGGCUGAAUUAAAAAUUUUUUAGGAUAAGUUGUUACAGAGAGAAUCGCAUAGGAGAUGAAAUUCACAUUUGUUCUACUGCUUAAUCUCGUGUUAUCUGGACUAGUUUUAGGAAUAGAAUACUAUUCAGAUACAUAUGAUAAUAUAGAUGUGGAUGCGAUUAUUAAUAGUGAUCGUCUGUUAAAUCAAUACAUGAAUUGUAUUCUUGACAAAGGUCCCUGUACUGCUGAUGGACGUAGUCUUAAACUGAUUCUUCCGGAUGCGAUAGCCACAUCUUGUGAAAAAUGCAACGGAAAACAGAAACAGACAGCAAGAAAAAUAAUCAGACAUUUGAAAGAACGUAAACCAAACAUUUGGGCAGCGUUUCUCGAGAGAUAUGAUCCUAAUGAAGAAUAUGUUGCAUUUUAUAAAGAAUUUUUGACACAAGGAGAUAUUUAAAUGGAAACUUAAUCUUUGUUAGCUACAUACGCGCGCGCGCGCGCGCGCGCGCGCGUGUGUGUGUGUGUGUGUGUGUAAGUAAAUUUCACCGAUUAUUUUUAAUGGAGGAAUAAUAUUAAAGAUACAUAAGAUGUUCUACACUACAUUAAUUAAAAACGUGAUUCUCUUUUCUUUUAAUUAUAUGUUUAUAUUAAAUGUGAGAAAUAACACAUGAUUAAGGCUGGUUUUUCCUAUUUACCAUCCGCCCUAUCGGAAUACAUACAAUAAUAUUAUUUUUUCUGUUUAAUUAUCUUGUCGAGGUCCAUAAAAAAUGUGUUUGCUGUCGAAUACGAACUGGGGAUUACGACGCAUUAUUUGGUGAUGGGUCGUGAUCCCCAGUUCGUAUUCGACAGCAAACUUAUUCACCUCUGCUGAAUAAUCGAUAGAUUAACGAGUGCAAAAACAGUUGGCCGCCCUCAUGUUAAAAUAACGGAAAAAAAUAGUGCUACCCCAGAAGUGUACACAUACAAUUAUUUAAAUGUCUAAAUAUACAAAUUUUAAAAAACUUUAUAAAACUUUUUGAUAAUAAAAUAUUUACUGC
This is a messenger RNA of Monomorium pharaonis (pharaoh ant), 1383 nucleotides long. RefSeq names its product ejaculatory bulb-specific protein 3. NCBI's taxonomy places the organism in Eukaryota, Metazoa, Arthropoda, Insecta, Hymenoptera, Formicidae. Bases 423 to 803 code for a protein of 126 amino acids. The transcript is spliced from 3 exons. The record is from RefSeq and is a predicted model, not a curated record.